CGGGUUGCUGGGGUGCCUUUUAGCAGCGUGGGUAUCCUACCUAUGAAACCUUUAGCGUAUACGAACCUUAGAGUUUAUCUGAGCUUGGAGGAGCGGAUGUUUUAGCUUGGUGCACGGAAUCAUGUCAGACUCUGGUCACAGUCAACCCAGUAUGUAUGUACCUGGAAGGAGGCGACGUCGCUGGAUGGAUCAGGGACCUCCAGGAAAUCUUAAUCUGUCAGAGCCUGGGCGUGAAAGAGACACCAUGCUUCGUGACCGUGAUCAGGACAGAUGGGAGGGGAAUGAUGAUAACUGUGGCUACACAAUGCAGAAAACACCAAUCAUUCUGGCCAAGCCGAAUUCUGAUAGGGCAAAAACAGCCCCUGUCUCAAAUCCUGCUCCUAUGGAAAAACCAAUUGUCCUGAUGAAGGCUAGAGAAGAGGGUAAACCUGCCUCCCCUGCAGAGGGAUCAACUGUCCAAGCCUCUGCUGCUGCAGUAAAGGUGGAGAAGGAAGGACAGAGACCAACUCAACCAGUGUAUCAAAUCCAGAACAGAGGCAUGGGUGCAGCAGCAAGUGGUGGGGGCACUGUGGAUCGUAAGUCCUACAGGAAUGACAGAACAGGGUUCUCUAAUUCUGAUCUGCAAGGGCAGCAAUCAGCUGUGGUCGGACAGGCAAAGUUGCUGCCCCCUCAGAAAAUGAAGCACAGCAUCAAAUUAGUUGACGAAUAUAUGAAUUGGUGUGACAGUGCCAUUGAGUACCUGUUGGAUCAGACAGAUGUCCUUGUGGUUGGUGUCCUUGGAUUACAGGGAACUGGAAAGUCUACACUGAUGUCUCUUCUAUCUGCCAAUUCUCUAGAUGAUGACCAUAGGUCAUUUGUAUUCAGGAUGCAGAGCCAAGAAGUAAGGGAGAGGGCUGGGAACCAGACAAGUGGUAUUGAUUUUUUCAUCAGCCAGGAGAGAAUUAUCUUCCUUGACACCCAGCCAAUGCUUAGCCCUGCAAUUUUGGAUCAUUUAAUAAAUAAUGACAGAAAGCUGCCUCCCGAGUAUAAUCUUCCACACACUUAUGUGGAAAUGCAGUCUCUGCAAAUAGCUGCCUUCCUAUUUACAGUAUGUCAUGUAGUCAUCAUUGUCCAGGACUGGUUCACUGACUUUAACUUGUACCGGUUUCUUCAAACAGCUGAAAUGUUAAAGCCUUCUACACCAUCUCCCAGCCAUGACUCUAGUGGUUCUUCAGGAUCUGAUGAGGGCAUUGAAUAUUAUCCACAUUUAGUUUUCCUUCAGAAUAAAGCAAAACGUGAAGAUUUCUGUCCACGUAAUCUGAAGCAGAUGCACACUGUCAUUGACAAGCUUAUGCUGCAUUCGCACCUGAGAUACAAAGGCACCCUCUCUAUGUUGGAUUGUAACAUAUUCCCAGGGCUGCCAUAUGAUUUUCUUGAAUCUGAGGUGAAUUUGUUUCUCAUCCCAACCAUGGAAAGCGACAGCGAUGAGACCAUCUCUAGGGCAGGUUCAGGUGGAAUUCCACUUUUCUCCCUACUCCCUGGCUACAAAGGACAUCCCAGUUUUCAGUCCCUCAUAAGCAGACUCAGAAGCCAAAUCAUGUCUAUGUCAAGACCCCAGUUAUCACAUACUAUUCUGACUGAAAAGAACUGGUUUCAUUAUGCUGCACGAAUAUGGGAUGGAGUGAAGAAGUCAUCUGCACUAUCUGAGUACAGCAGAUUAUUGGGCUAAUGACUGGUAACUGGUUACAUGUGAAUAUUGCUGUGCUCAUCAAAUACAUCAAACCAGAUCACCCCCAGGAAGCAAGUCAUAAAGGAUGCAGAUCAGAUGGCUUAUUUGGAAAUUAUAUAUUUCUAAAUCAGUUUGGGCAUCAGUUAGUCUCAUCGGCAAUGUCCUGUACUCAUGGUUUGUCAUCUGCUAAAGCUCAUUUAUAACACAGAAUGCAAGAUUUAUAAAUAACAGUGUGAGUACUGAAGAAGAGAUUAUUUGAUGAUAUGAAACUGCGGAAUGUUGACCAAAAUGUGAUAUUGCCACUGCUGCAAUCAUUGACUAUGGAGAAUGGUUACUAAAAGUUGUUUGAUUAAAUGGCAUACAAGGCUAUUCAAUUCUCAUAAGACAGAGGAUAGAUUUUAGUUGGGUAUAUAAAUAUGUGGCAACAUUUCUUUAUCUGGUGUGUAUGUAAAUUCUUUGUUAGAACCUACUUUUCCUCAAUGGUAAACUGGCCAGACAGGACGUUUUUGUUGAAAUUGUGAUAUCUCAAAUCCACCAAUUUGUAUCGGUGUACAAAGAAGUGAUUAUUGAGAAAGGGACAGGUGCCCUGAAAUGUUGUUCUUCCUAAUAAAGGUAUAGCCUUCA
Molecule: messenger RNA, 2332 nt
Organism: Bombina bombina (fire-bellied toad)
Lineage: Eukaryota; Metazoa; Chordata; Amphibia; Anura; Bombinatoridae
Gene: SMG9
Product: SMG9 nonsense mediated mRNA decay factor
Exons: 15
Coding region: 122-1708 (528 amino acids)
Biological process (GO): nuclear-transcribed mRNA catabolic process, nonsense-mediated decay
Source: RefSeq, a predicted model, not a curated record